Molecule: messenger RNA, 867 nt
Organism: Homalodisca vitripennis (glassy-winged sharpshooter)
Lineage: Eukaryota; Metazoa; Arthropoda; Insecta; Hemiptera; Cicadellidae
Exons: 1
Coding region: 1-867 (288 amino acids)
Source: RefSeq, a predicted model, not a curated record
AUGGGAGAUAGAACAGUAGCUAACAUUGUGAAUGAGGUCUCCGUCGCAAUAUGGACAACUAUGCAGCCGGAUUAUUUGCCACAACCUACAUCAGAGACGUGGCUGUCGAUUGCGUCUGAUUUUAAUUCAAGAUGGAAUUUUCUUCACUGUGUGGGGGCGAUUGAUGGGAAGCACAUUGUUAUAAAGAAACCAAACAAAUCUGGAUCAUCAUACUACAAUUACAAACACACUUUCUCCAUCGUCCUAAUGGCAGCUGUUGACGCUACAUCAAAAUUCACUUUCAUCGAUGUAGGAUCCAUGGGGAGAUUCAGUGAUGGUAAUAUUUUUUCAAGUUGCGAAUUGGAAAAAAAAAUGGUAAGAGGAAGUCUUAAACUGCCCUCCCCUUCUGAACUUCCCUCCUUUCAACAUAGUAUGCCAUACGUGUUUGUAGGGGAUGAGGCCUUCCCGCUAAUGUGCAACUUGAUGAGACCCUACCCAAAGAAGCAAGUUACGGACAACCAUGAAAAUAAGGUGUUCAACUACAGGCUUUCACGGGCCAGACAAACUGUUGAGUGUGCUUUUGGAAUUCUAGCAUCGCGAUUCCGCGUAUUCCAAAAACCAUUCGAGAUUAAAGUUUCUAGCGUUGUCAGUGUCGUAAAAGCAGCUUGUUUGCUACAUAAUUAUCUGCGCAGAAAUGCUGCAGUAAAUGUGGAUAGUGAAGAUGUUUCAACUGGACAAUUACCAAAAGAGCAACUGGUUCCAGUAUCAAGGAAUCGAGCAAGAAGUGUACAAGCAGCUUUUGCAGUAAGACAGAAGUACACUGCAUACUUUAACUCAGUAGGAAGUGUGGAGUGGCAGGAUGAACGAGUCUCUGAAGGACAAUAUUAA